Cydia pomonella (codling moth) is the source of this 1227-nucleotide messenger RNA. RefSeq names its product post-GPI attachment to proteins factor 3 (gene PGAP3). The transcript is spliced from 7 exons. The coding region runs from base 127 to 1122 and encodes 331 amino acids. Gene Ontology annotation, cellular component: endoplasmic reticulum membrane. The record is from RefSeq and is a predicted model, not a curated record. Lineage: Eukaryota; Metazoa; Arthropoda; Insecta; Lepidoptera; Tortricidae. Gene Ontology annotation, molecular function: hydrolase activity, acting on ester bonds. Gene Ontology annotation, biological process: GPI anchor biosynthetic process.
UUUUUUGUGAGAUUAGGAAAAAAAACCAUAAUGAAUAAAAAUAAAUACUGAUACCAAUAGCGCCGUCGGUGUAAUAAAAAUUUAGAGAAUGAAAACGUAACGUUCUAUUAAUGAAUUCCUUAGAAAAUGAAGGCUGAACUUUCUCUACUAGUUAUUUUAUUCAUUUCUUUAAACGGCGGCUUAGUUUUGGCAAGCGACGGUGACCGCUCUCCGUUUUACCAAACUUGUGUUAAAAGGUGCAAGAAUACCAAUUGUACACAAGAUGAUAAUUUCACUCCUGAAGCCAUCAAUCUGCAGGACUUCUGGAGCUGGUUGUUGCAGUGGGGUUGCCAGGACGAGUGCCGCUACCACUGCAUGUGGCGGACAGUAGACGCAUUUGUAGAGAGAGGCUAUGACUACCCCAAGUUUCAUGGAAAAGCCUUACAGUGGCCAUUCACCCGACUACUGGGCGUGCAGGAACCAGCCUCAGCAUUCGCGUCCCUGCUAAACCUAGCUGCUCAUCUAUACAUGCAUCAUGAGAUGGCUACGCAAUUCUCAGUAAAGAGCACACCACUGCUGCCUUUCUGGCAUGGGUUUGCUUUGGUGUGCGAGAACGCGUGGAUGUGGUCAAUAAUCUUCCACACUCGAGACACGCCGUUCACAGAGUUUAUGGACUACGCGUGCGCCUUGUCUAUGGUCAUGGCGCUGUUGGCCGCCGCUGUCGUUAGAGUGUUCCACGGGCGCAAGAAGCAGGGUCCGCUGACGUUGCUGCUUAUGUUGGUGUGCUAUUAUGCCAUGCAUGUGCGCUACCUCCACGCGGGCCGUGUCGACUACGGAUACAACAUGCUGGUCAACGUUGUCUGUGGCGUGUCAGGCGGCCUGCUCUGGACGCUCUGGGCGAGCAUCCAGCUAAUCCGCGGGCGCCGCCACCCGCGCCUCGUACUGGCGUUCACCGCGUGGUCGGGCGCCGCGCUGUGCCUCGAGCUGUUGGAGUUCCCGCCGAAGGCUGGCUGGGACGCGCACGCUCUGUGGCAUCUCGCCACCGCACCGCUACCUCUACUGUUCUACAGAUUCGUCAUUGAAGAUUUGAAAUAUUUGCAGAAUGAAAAACAAUCCGAAAAACUUGACGUCAAGCUUUCAUAAAGUUUGAACUGACUCUUACCAGAUUAAUUAGGGAGGCCUGUGAAAUUUCAGCAAAAAAUAAUAAAUUAAGUGUUAUUAAAUAAACAUAAGUGAAUAUUACAACAA